Messenger RNA from Diachasmimorpha longicaudata, 3589 nucleotides. RefSeq names its product homeobox protein Hox-A4 (gene Dfd). Gene Ontology annotation, biological process: anterior/posterior pattern specification; positive regulation of transcription by RNA polymerase II. The transcript has 2 exons. The coding region runs from base 738 to 2276 and encodes 512 amino acids. The record is from RefSeq and is a predicted model, not a curated record. Gene Ontology annotation, cellular component: nucleus; nucleoplasm. Gene Ontology annotation, molecular function: RNA polymerase II cis-regulatory region sequence-specific DNA binding; DNA-binding transcription factor activity, RNA polymerase II-specific. Lineage: Eukaryota; Metazoa; Arthropoda; Insecta; Hymenoptera; Braconidae.
ACGAGUUUGUGCUGGAGUACUGUGUAGUGUUCUCCAUUGGUUCUGCAACAGUGCUUCCCCAACGCCAUAUUUACCCCUAAAAAAAAUCCCCAAAUCAGUGUUAAAGGAUCGAAAAAAAUCCAAAAACGUAAAUAAAUAAAAUGUUUUUUCUUACCGAUGACUGAUAAAAUGUGCUGAUGAAAGACAUUCGUCGGUCAAAAAGUGGGGUAUAUCUAAUGAUAAGUGAAAUAAUCAGUGAAUGAUAAUUACAACUGGAUGAAAUGCACCGGUAUCAUCGAUGAACAAUUACCUAUUACAUAGUGAAUAGUUGUUGGCACCUGCCACAGUGGUCUCGGGGCGCCACACUCACAUGUUGCAUGCGUGCCGGUUAUCCAUCAUGGUCGCGUACACAGCUGUAUUCUGAUUGGUGCGCCGCAGAUCACGUGGUAUGGUAAUUGGUAUCCAGUGGGCGGGAACCGGCUGGUGUUCAUGUGGUGGUUUAAGCUACAUGUAGAAAAUAUUUCUUGCCUCUCGUUGCAUGAAAGAUCCAGCGUAACUCCUCUCGGUGGGUUAUUGGUGACGGUUGUGAGAACUGUGAUUGCUGUUAUUCAUAACUGCAUUAUAAUUAGUUUAUAAUUAUGGCACGUGGGAGUUUCGAAGGAUUAUGAGAUGCAAUUAGUGAUGUGUACAAGUGUUUAAUUCCGGCUCUGAACAUUAGAACCUCGUGACUGUUAAAAAAAAAUUGAAGAUCAUCAAAGAUGAGUUCGUUCCUGAUGAAUCCAACCGCCGGUGGGUACCAUCAGCAGCAUCAACAGCCCAGUCAUCACCUGACAGCAUCGCCGGUCGUAGUUGAUCCGAAAUUUCCUCCAACUGAGGAGUACAGUCAGAGCAACUAUAUCUCCUCCACCAGCGAUUUUUUCACCAGUGGACACCACCUGACUCAUCCCCAAUCCCAUCAGCUGCAGUACGGUUAUCAUCAGCAUCAUCAUCAAGCCGCAUCAACCCCUUACGGUGCAGCAUCAGCAGUCCCCCUGAAUGGUGGCUAUGCAAGUUACGGUAGUUACUACAGUCCUCAUCCUCACCAUCAGAUCCAUCCAGUCCACCAUCCCAGUCUCCAUCAUCAUCAUGCCGUGGGUGCAUUGGCAAUGCCACCCGAGGCACAACAGCCACCCCUGACGUGCCCUCCGUCGAUUCAUAAUCAACAGUCCCAGCAACAGCCACAACAACCACCACCAACAACUGUUCUAGGAUCAACUGCAUUAUCCCCAAAUCUAUUAACUAGUCAUGCACCACCACCCGACGCUCUUCAGCAUCCUGGCCAUUCACAACCACCCCCACAAACUCAGGGACAAUCGACACCCCAGAUCGAGAGCAAUGUUUGCAGUCCGACGGGGACGAGUUCCCUCCACAGAGACAAUUCACCUGAUCUCAAUCAAUCUAAUCAACACUCUGGUCACAUGCAGAACUCCCAAUCGUCAACGGGACAACAUCAUGACGAUGGAUCUGAUCAGGAUGACAUGGAUGAUGACGUCAUGGAUGGCUCACCCAAUAUGAUGGAUGAUGAGGAAGAGGAGAAUGAAAAUGGCGAACGCGUUGUUUAUCCCUGGAUGAAGAAGAAUCAUAUUGCUGGUGUUGCAAAUCCUUCUUACCAACCUGGUGUAGAGUCAAAACGCCAACGAACAGCAUACACACGACAACAAAUACUCGAGCUUGAGAAGGAGUUUUAUACAAAUCGAUACUUGACGAGACGACGGCGAAUCGAGAUUGCCCACAUGCUGACCCUGUCGGAGCGUCAGAUCAAGAUUUGGUUUCAGAACAGACGGAUGAAAUGGAAGAAGGACAACAAGAUGCCAAACACAAAGAACGUCAGGCGAAAAAAUGCCAAUGGCCAGCCACAGACUAAACCGAGCAAGGGCUCCAAUCGUACCAAGUCAGGUGGUGGUAACAAUAACAGUCAGAAGAAAAAUAACAACAAUUCACCGUGUGAAUUUAAGCUGGAGAAUACGAGUCUCGAUGGUAGUCUAGAUAUGAGUGAUUUUCAUGGUGUUAAUACUGGCCUUCCGCAUCCUCAUGGAUCUCAUACGAAUUUCCAAGGCCAUCCGCAUUCAUUGACACACCUUCAGGCCCAGCUGAGUCAUCUCCAGGCUAAUGGAAUGAUGGACAGCACUGGUGGAUCAUUGGGACACAUGAACUCGGGUAGUAUCAGCCCUCUGGCACCCGCAACAAGUCCACCAGGAAUUUCCGCUGCUGUACCAACAACUGCCAUCAAAUCUGACUAUGAUUUGACAGCACUGUAACGUCAGCAGACGUCGCCAUUGCCUGGAAAGCUCAGCGACCUGACUAAUUUUGUGGAUGUCAACGAUGUGGCACCGUCUUAUCAGUGGCUCUGAGACAGCAAUUAUCGGGAUAAAAUUAAAACCAGUGAAUUUUAUAGUUAUUAGUGCACCAAUCAAUGCUCAUUCUGAGGUUAGAGGUGAGGGUGAUGUCUAUUCUCGAGUUGAUGAAUUUCUGGGGUAAUGCAUUUGAAAAAUGUGCCAUUCUGAGACAUUGACUAAUACUUCUAUUCGAAACUGUGUCAAUCUUAGACAUAGCCAGGCCAGUGUCAGAUGAUAAUACAACAGUACCCGUAUUUAGAGAUUCUGAAAAAUGUAGUUUCUAGGUUUUAAUUUCCAUGAACAUUGUACAUACGUACUCGGUUAAGUUGUAAAUAGACAGAUGUACGAGUGACAUGAGUGGCAUGUUAAUGUUUACAGUGAGAAGGCAUAGGGUAUUAUGUGUGAUUUAAAGUUUGAAAAAUUGGAUCAUCGAAAAAUUUCAAUCAUCGAUAGGAGUCGUCGAACUUCGGUAAAUUAAUUUCAUUCAGUCGUCUCCAUUUUGAUUCACAUUUUCGAGAAAACGUUUUGUGUAUUGGCCACCCACGUUUGAAAAAAUGUCCGCGUUAUCGAACGUGAAAUAAUCUCAACAGUUGAAUGACUACGAAAAAAUAUUGGAAAAAAUUUAGAAAAAAUUUACUGACUUGUCAUGUUGUAUCAUUUCAACGUUGAUUAAACUCACGUGUAAAUAUCUACAAAACGAAACCAGUUGUAAAUAUCAUUGUCUCAAAUAGUCAUCUAUUUUUAUCAGAAUAAAGGAACAUGAAUAACGACCAAUAGUGUAUCAACCGUAAAUGAAAAUAAAACUUUGAUCGAGUAGAUGUCAAAUGAUCCCUAAAUGCACAUUCGCUGUGACGAAAUACCAAAACAAUACCAUAGGUGUAAAACAAAUUAGCGUCUAAGCUGAACCAUUAUACAUAUAGAGUAUAAACGUUGAAUUCCUGAUAAUGAUUCAGUAUAAUUAGCGUCGAUUAGUGGUAGCACGAGUCGAUGAUUCUAGGGGAAUUUUGUGGUCGUUAUGCGUGCGAAAAUAUGAAUACAUUUACCUUAAUUCUGUAUAUAGAGAGUUGUAUUAUAAGUAUAUAAUGAUGAAUCCAAGAUGACACGCGAUAGUGCUUAUGUUCAUAUGGAGAUAUUAAGAAAUUUAAAGAUUAAAGAACAGAAAUUGAGGAAAUACAAUCUUAAUGUGAAUAAAUAACUAAAUAAAUGUUUCGUAAAUUUAACGAGACUUUUUCCUU